Protopterus annectens (West African lungfish) is the source of this 1602-nucleotide messenger RNA. Its product is annotated as ubiquitin-conjugating enzyme E2 E2. Gene Ontology annotation, biological process: protein polyubiquitination. Gene Ontology annotation, molecular function: ubiquitin conjugating enzyme activity. Bases 336 to 941 code for a protein of 201 amino acids. Gene Ontology annotation, cellular component: nucleus. The record is from RefSeq and is a predicted model, not a curated record. NCBI's taxonomy places the organism in Eukaryota, Metazoa, Chordata, Ceratodontiformes, Protopteridae. The transcript is spliced from 6 exons.
UCUUCCACACAUACUCUUUGGCUUAUUUGCUUUGGGCUACGGGAAAUGCUCUCAGUCACAGUGUUUUCGAAGUUGCACUAGUAACGCGCGCUCCCGAGUUCGUGGCGUGCGCCCUCCUGCUGCGUGCUUGUGUUAGUGGUGCGCGCGCUUGUUCACUCGCUCGCGGAGGCGGUCGGGUCGAUUUACUUUUCAUUCGUUGUAUCUAUAUGAUUCAGUAAAAAAAAAUAAAGCAUCGGACCGCACUCUGGGGGCUUUAAUUUUGUUUUAAUCUUGGAUUUAUUACACUCGUUACAGGACGGACAGCAACCUACUGCCCGACACUUGGAGAUAUUAAAAUGUCCACUGAAGGGCAGAGAGUUGAUGACAGCCCCAGUACCAGUGGAGGUAGUUCUGAUGGAGACCAGCGUGAAGCUGUUCAGCAGGAACCAGAGAGAGAACAGGUUCAGCCCAAGAAAAAAGAGGCAAAAAUUUCAAGCAAGACUGCAGCCAAACUGUCAACUAGUGCUAAAAGAAUUCAGAAAGAACUUGCUGAGAUCACACUGGAUCCUCCUCCUAACUGCAGUGCUGGCCCUAAAGCAGACAAUAUUUAUGAAUGGCGGUCAACGAUUCUGGGCCCUCCUGGUUCAGUGUAUGAAGGAGGAGUCUUCUUCCUAGAUAUAACUUUCUCUCCCGACUACCCUUUCAAACCACCAAAGGUAACUUUCCGAACGAGAAUUUACCACUGCAAUAUUAACAGCCAGGGCGUUAUAUGUCUAGAUAUCCUAAAAGAUAACUGGAGUCCAGCGCUGACCAUCUCCAAGGUGCUACUUUCCAUCUGUUCGCUUCUCACAGACUGCAACCCUGCUGACCCCCUUGUCGGUAACAUUGCUACACAGUACCUGACUAACAGAGCAGAGCACGACAGAAUAGCCAGACAGUGGACCAAAAGGUUUGCCACAUAGGAAUCUACAAGUGGACCCCCUUCCCAUCAGACUUACUACCAUCCUACACCAACCCGACCUGUACAAGCACAUUCACAAAGUUUAAAAACAGCUUUUUUCCUACUCCUCUCCAUCGAUGAACCCUUGUAUGAAGAAUGUUCUUACUUAUUUACUGACUUUUGGAAAACUCCUUUUUCCCAAACAAAAUGUAUUUUUUUUUUAAUGCAAAAAAUAUUGACUGUAAUAGUGCUUUAUUAUCACAUAGCUUUGUAUUAUUGUGCGUAUCCUUCCUUUUAUGUGGUCCAUGGAAGAGAUUUUGAAUAUAUCUUGCUUUCUACUUAAAUGUAGUAUUUAGGAUUAAUAUUUUGUACUGAAGUCUUUCAUGGUGGGUGCAUGCUACUGGGAUCAAGAUUUAUAUAAAGUUUCAAUCAACAAUCACUGUGCAUUACAAAGACUGUGUUUAUCACUAGCCUUUUAUUUGCUUUUAUUUUUCCCCAAGAAGUAAAAGGCUAAUGAUCAAAGCAAAUAAAUCAUAAAUUCUCCAGAUCUACAGUGAAGAAGUUAAGUACUUGUAAAUUUCUUGGGAACUUGCGACUUUUGACUGUGGAUCAGUUGAUGUAUACUUGUAUUAUUAAAGCACUCAAUAAAACACUGUGGCUGAUAGGGCAAUUGCUUUGCCAAA